This is a messenger RNA of Guillardia theta CCMP2712, 741 nucleotides long. RefSeq lists its product as hypothetical. Lineage: Eukaryota; Cryptophyceae; Pyrenomonadales; Geminigeraceae. The record is from RefSeq and is a predicted model, not a curated record. Bases 1 to 741 code for a protein of 246 amino acids. The transcript has 10 exons.
AUGCGCAGGCUCAAUCCGGCGAUUGCGGUCGGCAUCGCCGCAGCGACGCUGAUGCUGAUGGAGGAGAAGCUUAUGGAGGAGAAGCUGAUGGAGGAGAAGCAUGGAGAUCAGAUGGUGGAGGUGGUAGAUCAGCAGGAGCAGGAGGAAAGAGAAACUUUACUGGUCUCAACUGUGUUGAUUUUGACCCAAGUGGACAACUACAGUGUGCUGGAUGAACAGGACUUGGCUAUCCCACGAGGAAGUGAGCGAAUUGCGAACCUGCAGAUGAAGAUGGCAAGAGAGCAUGACAUCUAUGGCAAGGACACAACGUACGACCUCAACUACAUCACCAGCUUGAAGCCGGGAGACGUGUCUGUAGCAGGAUACGAAGGUCUGCCGCAGGAGAAGGGAGGUCUGCCGGACUCAAAGGAGCUCGCGGCUGCCGAUGCCCUCCUUACUCAUGCGAUCUCCACACAGACCAUGCCGGACGGAAUCGACAAAGUUUGGGACGGAAAGCCGUACGUGCCUGAUGACGAUCUCAAGGAGAAGCUUUCCAAGGCAUGGGCUGGUUUCCAUCAGGCUGUGGGCGAGAAGCGCUGGGAGAAGAAAGUCUACGAGAAGUGCGGGCAGGCUGGAACCCUCGACCCCGCUUGCCAGGAGGUUCUGGGUGGAAAGCAUGAGGGCUACGAUACCAAGUGGGACGGUGAGCAGUGGACGCAGUGGAACGGGUUGGACUGGGUAAAGUUGGAGCCUGACGCAUGA